Messenger RNA from Sesamum indicum (sesame), 2291 nucleotides. RefSeq names its product POLLEN-EXPRESSED TRANSCRIPTION FACTOR 2. Gene Ontology annotation, biological process: DNA-templated transcription initiation; transcription preinitiation complex assembly. The record is from RefSeq and is a predicted model, not a curated record. Lineage: Eukaryota; Viridiplantae; Streptophyta; Magnoliopsida; Lamiales; Pedaliaceae. Gene Ontology annotation, molecular function: TBP-class protein binding.
CAAUUAAGUCGUUGAUUCAUUCUUAAAUUUCCAACCUUACGAGCUACAUCGCAGCUCACUCCUAAUGUUUUUCUCGCUAUUAGUCGUCUCCUGGAUCAAUCUUAGUUUUCGUUUGUAUCGAGCUUUUAACAAUUUAAUUUUGAAAUCCGUAGCUUUUUCGCGACAGAUUACUCCAGACCGGCAAUCUUGACGGUGGCCUCCUUCGGGAUUUAAGGAGAAGAUGGAAGGUUCUCGCCCUUGCCAGAGUUGCAGGAAGAGAACUCUGGUUCCCGACGAUGUAACGGGCAAUAUGGUCUGCACAUCGUGUGGCGUCGUUCAGGAUUUCGAUAAUUUUCAGGCGCAUAUUGGCGGCGUCACUGGCGACACGGGCACUUUUGUUCGUGUCGGCACUGUUGGCAGUGGUAGUGUUCGCAACUACAAGGAAAAUAAAAUUUUUGAAGCCCAGAAAUUGAUUGAGGAUUUUAUGUUCAAACUAGGGCUUUCUGGUUCGAAGUCUCAUGAGGUUAAGCUUUUGGUUGAGAAAAUUACUAAUGCAGAAUAUGGCCAGGGGAAAUGGUUUCCAGUUUUUGUUGGUGCUUGUGCUUAUGUUGUGAUGAGAAAGGAUCAGAAGAUGCUGCCAAUUGUUGAAGUAGCGGAUUUGGUUGGUUGUGAUGUUUAUGAAUUAGGUCGAAUGAUUAGUCGGGUUGUCGAUUUUAUUGAUUUGAAGUUGCCAGAGUUUGAUAUCGUUAAAUCUUUCGAACGCGCGAUCAAGAGUUGCCCAAGUUUUGGCAAGGCUCCGGAGGAUGUGGUUCAGAGGAUGUUGCAACAAGGGGUGUUUUUGAUCCAGUGUUUGAUCAAGUGGUUUGUGACAACUGGAAGGAAGCCUAUGCCUGUGGUGGCUGCAGUCUUGCUUUUUGUCGGGGAAUUGAAUCAGGUACAUGUAAAGAUUGAAGAUUUGGCCAAGGAAUUGCAUGUAGCUGUUAUUACAUGUAGACGGAGGUACAAGGAACUACUGGAGAGACUUGUUGCAGUUGCUAGAGCUUUGCCUUGGGGAAAAGAUGUAACAGUGAAGAACAUUGUGAAGAAUGCUCCAUUUGUCAUUCAGUACAUGGAGAUGAAGUCGACAACACAGGAAAGAGAGAGCUUUGAGGAUGUCCAGUAUGACAUGGAAGGAUUGGUUGGACACUGUUUGCGCAAAGAGAUUGGGUAUACAUUUGAUAGCUAUACCGUGGAAGAUUCCAGCUCUCAGUAUUUUGAAGUUGACCAAACAUCAAAUUUGAGCAGUGAUUGUCCUGACAAAUUCCAGAUUUCCCCGGAAUCUCUGACCAUGAUUUAUUCUAAUUUCUUGGAUGAAGUUUCUUUGGUCAAGGCCACUGAGGAGAUAGGUAUAGGGAAUAAACGGAAAAGGCGAAAAACGUUCGACCUUCAAGCAUGUACAGAUUGGUGGCAAGGCAAAUCAGACUUGAGCAAAAAGCUUCUCCUAAAGCAGAUAUUGGAAAAGGAUGUGGGGUUGGAUGCUAUGCCCCCAUCUUUUGAUAAGGCAUGCUUAGUUAGGGGAAAGCGGCAGGAAAAGAUAAAAGCUGCCAAGCUGCGCAUCCAGAGGAUUAUGCAUCCUGGAAUUGUUGCCUCUGGUUAUAGCAAUGGUAUUUGUCUUUUUGAGCCAGAAAAAUCUGAGAAGAAGAGAAAGAAAAUGAAAGUGGAUACGGACUGGGAAGAUCUCAUCAUUGAAACUCUCCUACUUCAUAAUGUAAAGGAAGAGGAGAUAGAGAAUGGACAUUACAACGUCUUAUUGGCUUUGCAUGUAUUUGAUGAUGGCAUUGCAUGAAUGGUUGCAGUGAUGUCUAUGUUCUAAACUGAAGCUGUUAGUACAGAAUAUGCGGACAUCAGUUUUGGCUUUGCAUGUAUUUGAUGAUGGCAUUGCAUGAAUGGUUGCAGUGAUGUCUAUGUUCUAAACUGAAGCUGUUGGUACAGAAUAUGCGAACAUCAAUUUGGCAGAUGCAUUUCUCUACCAGAAACUCCUACAAGCAGAAGUUUUCCUUCUAUUCUUUAUCGUUCCUGCACUGCAUUAUUGUUCUUUCGGCUGUGGAAAUUUUAUGAGAACAAGGACACGGAAGGAAGAUGCGAAACAAAGACAUGAGAGAACAUCAUUUGGAACUUGAUGCAGUUCUUGAUGUGCCUAGAUAACAAGAUAAGCCUGAUGUUUCAUUACUGGCCUGCAGCAAAUGCAUCAACUGGGAAAGUCUUGGUGAUGCCUGCAAGACUCUUGAAGUGGAUCUUCCCAGUAGGUGGAUCAUCAACGGUUAUCUCACUGA